Messenger RNA from Erythranthe guttata (spotted monkey flower), 1807 nucleotides. RefSeq names its product TIFY domain protein 8 (gene TIFY8). The record is from RefSeq and is a predicted model, not a curated record. Gene Ontology annotation, cellular component: nucleus. Gene Ontology annotation, biological process: regulation of jasmonic acid mediated signaling pathway; regulation of defense response; response to wounding. NCBI's taxonomy places the organism in Eukaryota, Viridiplantae, Streptophyta, Magnoliopsida, Lamiales, Phrymaceae.
GAGAGAGAGAGAGAUUAGAGAGAGAGAGAGAGAUACUGCCACUAUUAUUAAAAGAAGAAAGCACAUUUGUAUCUGUGUGUGCCAGAAAAAAACUUUCCCUUUUUUUAUUUACUGUCCCUCUCUCCCUCCCCAUCUUAAAAAACCUGUGUGUGAUUCUUCUCUUUCCUCCUUUUCUUUUUUUAUUUUCUCUCUCUAGAAUUCGUGUUUCCCCUAUUUUUAGCUUUUCUCUUCAAACCCCUCAAUCUACAACCUCAAAGCAAAUAACCCCCCCUUGAAUUAUUAAUUUGUUUUGUAAAGACUCAGCCUUUAGCUGUGAGCUUCAUCUGGGUGGUGGUGGUGGUGGUGGUUAUGGUGGGCGUUGUGAAAAUGCUAAAAAUGUAAUCUUUAAUUCUUUUUUCAACAUAUAUAACUGACCCUCACGUUCAUAUAUAUACAUACAUGGCUCAUGCUCAGAGCAACGGUAAGAACAACAAGGCAAGUGUUGGUGGUGUUAAUGUUAAUGCCGGUGGAGAUUCUGAAGUGAAGCCCACCACUUUUCAUGAUUUUCUUGGAAAUAAGGGCCAAGGUCAAGAUUCUGCUCCGCCGGCCGUUGGAGCUGGCCGCCCGCCGCCGGAGGUGUCUCCUUCCGCCACUUCUGAUCUGGGUUCUGAAAGACGCGUGAGCAAUCAUUUGGAGGGAAUACCGUUUUACGGAUCGAGAGGCGAUAAUAUCACGUUGCCCGAAAGUAGCAACAGAUUGACGGGCAGUAAACGAAGCAACUCAGAUUCUUUUAUGAUGUCAUCAAAAGAUAAAUUUCCACCAGGGCUAGUAGAUUCACAAGACAACCACCUUUUAACUAAGCUGUUACGAUAUUCAGGGGGAGAGCGCGAAGAACCAUCUUUCGGUGUGCAUCAGACGAGGCCAAUUUCAGCCUCGUUUGCAUCUCAGUUAUCCACCGGUGGCAGAGUCGAAAUUAAUCACUCCAAACGAAACCCUAAUUCCGUUAUGCAAUAUCCACCACGUACAGGCCAAGUGAUGCCGUUCAGCUAUCAAGGCCCGUCGAAUAGGUUUAAAGAAACGAAUGUGGGCCCCACCCAAGUGUCACAAACAGCUGCCGAUGAAGGAUCCAGGACUGGCAUUAAAGGAUCCGGAAUUUUGAGCUCGAUUAAUAAUGCAAGUGGAUCUAUGAGACAGCCUGCUGGAGUGCUCAUACGGAGUGGCAAACACAAAUCUGGCGUUAGCAUUUCCGAACCGGAGUCGUCUACUACGCCCAGUCACCGUGGAAUGGAAUCAGGUGGUCGUCAGAUGACUAUAUUUUACGGUGGUCAAGCGCAUGUUUUCGAUAAUGUUCAUCCAAAUAAGGCAGAUGUCAUAAUGGCAUUAGCUGGAUCGAACGGAGGAUCUUGGUCAACUACCUACACUCCUAAAAAGUCAACAGGUAAGCCGUCGACCGGAGAAAAUCGUGAUAAUGAUGUCAGCAUUGCUGUACUGAAGGAGUUGCAAGGGAGGCCCUCUGAUAAAGGGGACUCUGCCCGAGGUUUUGGCUCUGCUGAUUGACGAAAAAUAUCUUGUCCGAACAUUACUCCAAACAGUUCGUAACGAAGAAUCUGAUUUACGAGGCGAAAAAGAAUGCACAUUGAAGUUUGUUUUCUUUCUUUCUUGCGUUUUGGUACGACGUUUUCUUGAUAUCGAGUGCAAGAAAUAGUGGCAUGGAACUGGAUAUAUGUUUAGGGCAGCAUUUUAUCGGGGGAAGCAAAUGUGGAAACUAUUGAACUCGACUUGAUUCCCAUUAAGCAGUAAGCACUUUAUUUUUAACGGCUCCAAAUCU